This is a messenger RNA of Galleria mellonella (greater wax moth), 9879 nucleotides long. RefSeq names its product agrin-like. The transcript has 27 exons. The record is from RefSeq and is a predicted model, not a curated record. Gene Ontology annotation, biological process: multicellular organism development; cell differentiation. Gene Ontology annotation, molecular function: protein binding; calcium ion binding. NCBI's taxonomy places the organism in Eukaryota, Metazoa, Arthropoda, Insecta, Lepidoptera, Pyralidae. Bases 339 to 6485 code for a protein of 2048 amino acids.
AGGGUACGUCGCGGUCGAGCCACCCUUCCCACAUUCUCGCGAUCGCAAACCCCAAAAUCGGACUGGAAUUGCCGACUCUAAACAAUGGGUAUAUUCACCCCUCUUGGCAAGGCCAGGCCUACUAAAGUGUAUAGUGCGCGAGUGCGUGUUUCAUGCUUGUGUUAAGGUGCUAGAACCAUUUCUAUGGGUGCACGGUUCAUCGGUCGACGUGAAAUAGCAUCAUAGUAAUUAGCAUUAUAACAAUUAUAAGUGAUUAUCUAACUAAUUCGACUAUAGCAUCAUACGUAAUGUCAUCAGCAGUGAAGCGUAAGCUCAAAUGAGGCGAUUAACUAUUGAAGAUGAACAGGCCGGGCUACGAUUACACCGUGCCUGCAUCCACCACAUAUUACGCGAGUAAUAACCGGCCGCCGCAAUACGAUCGCGGCUACGGGCAGCUAACAGUCGGCCCCGUAUACAGUCCUUCCUCCCACCCGUUAGCCAAUUACGCAGAUGUGUACGAGGGUAACAACGAUACUACGCUAAGAGCAGAAGAACGUCAUUGGUAUAUAGAAAACCACAAGAAUUUGCAACCAAAUUAUGACGUCAAUCAUGAAACUAUACCUCAAGAUGCCAAAAUUAAAAAAGAAGAGGAGAAGAAAACCGAAGUGCCUGUUCGUAGGACCGACGCGACACAACCGCGGCAGAGGCGGAAAGAAGACCGUUGUUCCUGCGAGUGUUGGCCUAGUACUGACAAUAAUGUCGUACAAGAUAGUAUAAUAGGUAACGAGACCUCGAGGUCACUUUCUGGUGUUGACAUGGUGGCCUCGUAUGGAGUGUACGGGAAUCCUCACGAUGACGAUAGUUCGGGGUUUGCGCGCCUUUCGGAAAAGAAUAAUGCCGUUUACGCGCAGAGCAGUGACGCCCCUGUACAAGGUGUGGUGGUGAACCAGCAAGGCAACAGUACCGUGGUACGGUCUGCAUCCUCCUCUGGAAGUGGUUGUAGCAAAUGUUGUGUAUGGUCUUCGAAUGCGCCCGCUGCUAACUCCGAAGACUACUGCUGGAUCCACUACUGCAGGCCCGCAUUAAUAGUUCUAUUGCUGCUGUUUUUUCUAGUCUUGUUGGGUGUAUCAACAGGGUUCUUACUGACGAAUAACUAUUUACAUUAUCAACCAAGACCACCUGCUCCUGAAGAGGCGUGCGAGAAGACAUUCUGCCGGUGGGGCGCCGAGUGCGUGUCCCUCGGGGACGGGCGGGCGCACUGCGCGUGCCCCGCCAGCUGCCCGAGCUCGCCCGCCGCGGUGUGUUCCACCGCAGGCCGCACUUACCGCAAUCACUGCUAUUUACGUAAAGAAGCUUGCGAGCGACGCCUCAACCUACGGGUCAAGCAUGAAGGCGAAUGUGAAGCUGGAGACCCAUGCGCUGCAGUGACAUGUCCAGUUGGUGCCCGAUGUACAGUCUCCAAUGGUCAACCAGAGUGUCGCUGUUCCAGAAGUUGUCAGAGAAAAAAGCCAGUUUGUGGUACUGAUGGAAAGGAGUAUCCAUCAGUCUGUCAUCUAGAUAAAUAUGCCUGCGAAAAUCAAUUGAACAUUACUGUAAAAUACCAUGGAAAGUGCGAUCCAUGUUCAGAACAUGAAUGCGUCGAUGGAGGAGUAUGUCAAUUGAACGAUUCUCGUCAACCAGUCUGCCGGUGUGGUCCACCAUGUGACUUAGUCGUCCGUACCGGAUCAGCAGUUUGCGGUUCUGACUACAGGGACUAUCCAAGCGAGUGCUCAUUGCGCCGCGAGUCAUGUAGAACACGUCAACAGCUCACUAUUGUGUAUAGAGGAGAAUGUGCUUCAGCACAACAUCCGUGUGAUUCCGUUAAGUGUGGUCUUCGCGAGCAGUGUUCUUUGGACGCACGUGGUGUGGCGGUAUGCGGAUGUGGGCCGGAGUGUGAGGCAAUUGUUCGCCCAGUGUGUGGUUCUGAUGAUCGCACCUACGACAGUCCCUGUUUCCUAGAGAGAGCAUCAUGUCUUGAGAACCGAGAAAUACGAGUAGCGUACGCAGGAUCCUGCGGUUUAGAAAAUCCAUGCGCGCGAGCAAUAUGUCCGUGGGGAGGAGCGUGCGUGUCGCGUGGUGGCGCAGCGCAGUGCGCAUGUCCGGUGUGCGCACCCACGCUUGCACCUGUAUGCGCGUCAGACUACAACACUUACGGAAGUGAGUGUAAGAUGCGCAUGCAUGCAUGUCAAGAAGGAAUCAAAGAGGAAGAUCUACGAGUGUUAUACAAUGGGACUUGUCAAUCGUGUGUGGACGUUGUGUGCCAAGGAGGAGGAGACUGUGCUUUAGAUCCAGCGACAGGCCGGCCUGUCUGUCGUUGCAAUCACAACUGCACUGAAGCACAGGAAUCUGAUGUAGUAUGUGGAACUGAUGGCCAGACGUAUGCUUCACAAUGCGAAUUGGACGCGACAGCAUGUCGUGAGCAAAGCGAACUACGGAUCGCGUAUAGGGGUGAUUGUGCGCUUUGCGAAGGGGUGCAGUGUUCCUUCGGAGCUCGUUGUGCAGCCGGAGAGUGUAUAUGCCCCACUGACUGUACUGGCGCUGCCCAAGAGCCAGUUUGUGGAAGCACCAUGCAGACGUAUCCCAAUGAGUGUGAAUUACAAAAGACUGCCUGCAAAUUACCACCUCCAGCUUCACUCCAUGUCAUAUUUUAUGGAGAUUGCAAAGAUCGACUUGCUGUUGUUCCACCUAUCGCAAUGACUACGACCGCGAUGACCACUACUGAGGCUGAGGAAGGGUCGACGGAUUCAUUGGGAGCGACGGAACUUGGCGGUACAGCGAACCCGCUGGCGUGCCGCGAUAUACGUUGCGACUUUGGCGCGAGUUGUGAGAUCGGCGGUGACGGAUAUCCUCGGUGUUCCUGCCUCUUUGAAUGUCCGCACGAAGUUGAAUAUUUCCCUGUAUGCGCCUCAGAUUUUAGAUUAUAUUCAAGCUUAUGCGCCAUGCGAAAAGAGGGAUGUCAAAAGCAGCUCGAACUCCGUUUGCGCCCACUGGAACUUUGUAAAGGUAUGGAAGUAAGGCCUUGCGGUAACAAUAAAGCAAUGGUGGACUCAACAACUGGUCUAGAAAUUGACUGUGGAAAUGGGCCUCAUCGACAGGAUUGUCCAAUGGGAAGUUACUGCCACAUUACAUUGACUGCAGCUAGAUGUUGUCCCAAAAAUGACACGAAGUUAAUGGAAGAGAAAAAAGUGCAACACUGUUCUGAAAGUGCAUACGGUUGUUGUACCGACGGAUCAACAACAGCUACGGGUCCUAAUGAAGAGGGUUGUCCAAUCACGAGUUCUACUUGUGGGUGUAACAGACUCGGAUCGGUGUCAGACCGAUGUGAUGAAAAUGGCCAGUGUUCCUGCCGCCCUGGUGUCGGAGGGUUGAAAUGUGAUCGCUGUGAGCCUGGUUACUGGGGACUGCCUCGGAUCGGAUCCGGCCAUACUGGAUGUAUUCCUUGUGGAUGUUCCGCAUUUGGAUCCGUAAGAGAAGACUGUGAACAGAUGACAGGGCGUUGCGUUUGUCGAAAUGGAGUCCAAGGACAGAAGUGUACUGUGUGCGCUGAUCAUCGACGAAGGCUUGGUCCUAAUGGAUGUUCUGACCCUGAAACUGGCGGUGUGGUAUCAUCGUGUACGGAGCUGUCCUGUUACUUCGGCGCCGUGUGUACAGAGCGUACCGGUGGUGCUCUCUGCGAAUGUGCAGCCGCACCUUGUCCCGACAGUGACACAAAUAUGCUGGUUUGCGGCAGUGAUAGUAAAACUUAUGAAUCAGAGUGCCACCUCAAGUUGCAAGCGUGUCGCACGCAAGAAGAUAUAGUAGUUCAAGCCUUUGGCCCCUGUAAGUUGAGCGAAAUAGCUGGCACCGCCGGCCCCCCGAGACCUUCGUCACCUAUACAGUUCACCCAACAAGACGAUGGGGCCGCUUCCAAAUCGACUAGGCAUUUAUUAAAUCCUGACAAAUAUUAUAACAAAUAUGACUGGACGAGAAAAGAAACGCCAAGUGAUUUCGAUAGUGUGAUGUCUGGGCAGAAAUUUAAAGGUUCCCAAACAGCAACAACGGCUACUGUUGGCGCAGUGGGCGCUUUACUGGGUGAUUUAUGCGCUGAUGAUAAUGACUGUGCUGCAUUACCUGGAGCACAAUGCGCGCAUGGAGGUUGUGUGUGUAGACCUGGGUAUGCGCCCACGGUGCACAGGAAAGCUUGUGUGGAGCAAGCAACGCAAGAAACUACCGAGGAAUAUAGCGCAUGUUUAUCCGAGCCUUGUUACAAUCUUGGCACGUGCAUCGAUCUACCUGGCUCCACAUACACAUGCGUAUGUUCUGGUCCAUAUACAGGACUCAACUGUGAAUCUCUCAUAAAAGAUGGACUCCUAGGAUCAUAUAUUGAGACUCCUUUCUUUGACGGUUCAUCAUAUAUACGUUUGAAACCUUUGAAAGCUUACCAUAAGUUGAACAUCGACAUAGAGUUCAAAACUUUCUCGGAAAAUGGAAUCAUAUUGUAUAAUCAACAGAAAUACGAUGGUACUGGUGAUUUUGUUUCUCUUGCUCUGGUCAAUGGAUAUUUAGAAUUUAGGUAUAAUCUUGGUAAUGGAGUAAUAGUUCUGACGUCUCUCGAAAAAAUAACAUUGAACGAGUAUCAUAAAGUAUCCGCAAAAAGAUAUCACCGUGAUGGUAUUUUAUCCGUCGAUGAUAUGGAAGACGUAGCAGGCCAGUCUACGGGACAUCUGAAAGCCUUAGAUUUAGCGGAAGAUGCUUAUGUUGGUAGCGUGCCUACUAAUUAUUCAAGGGUUUUCGAUAAUAUUGGCACUCGAAGCGGAUUUAUUGGGUGCGUGAAGUAUUUGAGGAUAAUACGUCAUCAAGUAACAAAGAAAUUGGGCCGUCCAGACUCAUUAGUAGUUUCCAUAGAAAAUGUCAGGGAGUGCCAAUCGAAUCCGUGUAUGAGUGUUCCAUGCAAGAAUGGCGCCACGUGUAGUAUAGUUGAUGGGUCGGCGACCGAAUACACUUGUAUCUGCCCUAUCGGAUUUCAAGGAGGCAAUUGUGACGAGAGAUUAGAUCCAUGCGAGUCGAAUCCCUGUGGAUAUGAUGAGGGGCUAUUGUGUGACAUUGGAUCAGAGGGAGGAUAUGUGUGUCGGUGUUUGUUUGGCGGUGAAAUUGGUUCCAAUGGAAAUACUUGUAAUAACGAUGUAAACGUAGUACAAGAGACGUGGUCCCCUCAAUUUAACGGAACGAGCUACAUCGAAUUACCACCACUCGAGGGGUUAGGAAAGGCGUUCCGCAUCGAAAUCUGGUUUUUAACGAAUCGCUUCUCCGGGAUGCUCCUCUACACAGGCCAGUCUAAUAAAGCCAAAGGAGAUUUCAUAGCGAUUAACUUAGUUAAUGGAUACCUACAGUUUAGGUACAACUUGGGAAGCGGGAUUGCUAAUAUCACAUCUCCUGUACCAAUAAUCAAAGGCCGGUGGCAUCGUGCUCGCGUGGCCCGCGCAGGUCGUCAUGGCAGCUUACAACUAGAUCAUCAUCCUACACAAAAAGGACAUUCACCUUCACCACUAACGCACCUGGAACUUACAUUACCACUAUUUAUUGGAUCUCUGCCGGCAUACAUCCGCCCCCACAAAAUGUCAGGUGUGACCAGCAGUUUCAUAGGAGCAGUGCAACAGGUCUUCGUAAAUGGUAUACCAUUAUCUUUGUAUAGUGGCGAGACUGCUAAAUGUGCAAUUAUGCAGGAAGAAGAUAGGCUGCCUUGCGCCACUAGUGGUGUUACAAAAUACACUGGGCCGCCCUGUGGAGAUGGUUUAACCCCCUGCAAGAACAAUGGAUCAUGUAUACCGCUCUUAAAUGAAUACAAAUGUAUAUGCCCAGAGGGCUACGAGGGCAGGAACUGUGAGAUUCAGCUUAACGUAGCAAUGCUCAAUGACAGAACGCCGAUUACGUUCGACGGAAACAAUUAUUAUUCGUAUAGGAGUAAAGGAAAUCGAAGGAUACGCAGUGCACGAGGUGUUAGAUAUGAAAUUAAAUUUCGAACUUAUAAUGACUCCGGUCUCCUGAUGUGGAGACGGAAAAUUGGUAUACGGCCCCGUGACUUCAUCGGUGUAGGACUGAGCGAUGGUAAACUGCAGCUCAUAUACACCGAUACAGAUGUCAAGGAGCUGAACUCUGGUAUGCGGGAGGACUGGUUCCAGUGUAUAGAGUCACAGGUCCGAGUGGAUGAUGGCAUGUGGCAUACUGUGACGGUUAGGAGACGGAAAAGGCUUGCAAUGUUGCAAGUAGACGAACUGUCGCCUGUCAGAGGGUACUCGCAGUCGCUUCUUGUACCUUCGAAAUCGAAUCCUAAGUUAUGGAUUGGAGGAUCGCCAACCCUACCACUUGGUUUGCCCGCGGCGCUGUACACUGGCUUGCGCGGCUGCGUCGCAAGUGUUAAAGCGAACGGCCGACACAUCGAUCUUACUGCACCGAUACGACCUACCACUACCAUCCGACAUUGCGACUGACGAACGUGACUUAUCGCGUGCGAUUUGAACACCUGAGUCGCGACGUGUCAAUUCCCAUGUAUUGUGAGAUGUUCAAAGUAUUAUUUUGUAGUUUUUGUGUUGAAUAGUGUUAAAAGUACCUGUUAUUAAUGUACCUACCGAUACAUAUCUGUUUCGAACUUCUGGUUUACGCAAUACUUUAAGAGAUAUCUCUAAAGGGAUAGAGGAAAAACAAAUGCUUAAGAGGUAUUCAUGUAUUAACCAAAAGAAUAUGUUGCCAUAAUAUGUUACGUAAUAGGUUUAGGUGUAAAGGCGCAUUUACUGAGUUUACUAGGUAACUUAAGGUGGUGUUUCAUCGCCAAUCUUUUAAUAAAUAAACUAUAACGCGCUCUGUUUUAAUAUUAUUGUGUAAUAAAACAAUUAUUAUUAUUAUAAAAUCGGUGCUCGGAUUACACAUCAGAGGUAUAAUAAACAAAUGAAUGUAUGUAUGUGCGAAAGUACUGAAUAAUAAUAAAAGACUCUUGAUAUUUUGUUGUUACUAGCAGAAAUAUUAUAUUUAGAUUGUAGAUUAGUAUAUAUAAUAUAGAGAUUCCUUAUCGAAGAAGGCAAAAACGGGGAGUGUAAACGUUAGUUUUAUCAAUUCAACGUUGAUGGGCUUUAAUAUUAACAUUCCAAUAAUGAUAUCAUUAUUAGAGACGUCUUGUUUUACGAAUUUAAUUUCCUGAAAUGAAACGUCUGGGCAUAAAGUGAGACUUUCAUUUUUAUUUUUCUUAUUCCAUUUAUAGCAUUCCUUGUUUCAUUUAAAGCGCUUAUUAUAAUUUACUUUAUGUUAUUAACAGUGCCAUAGUAAUGUACAUACAGUGUCAAUUUAGUAGUAAUAUUUAAGUGUUAUAUCUCAGGAAUUAUAAUGUAAGGUUAUUUUUAUUAAAUAACUAAUGAGAUGACAUAUUUUUACUCGUACUGCCAGAGUUACAACUCUGAUAUCUCCAGUGUUUUCCUGAUUACAUUCUUUUGAAGUGCAGGUUUUAGAUAUAUUUAUUGGGUAUUGUUCCUGAUCUUGCCCUGAUCUUGCUUCUCGCGUAUAAUAAAAAUAGAACUUGUAUAUCCUAUUAAUAUUAUUAUGCGAAAGUUUAUAAGGAUGGAUGGAUGUUUGUUAUUCUUUCAAGUAAAAACUACUGAACUGAUUUGAAUAAAAUUUAGUACGCGGGUGGAUUAUAUUCUAACUUAGUAUAAGAUACUUUAUAUAUAUAGAUUCAAGUGGGUAUAGUCACGGGAUGCAGCUAGUACAUCAAUAAAAACCUUUUGAUCUGGUGUAAUUUUGUCUUGACCGGGCUGCGCUGGAGUCAUCAGAGAACUUUAGUCCGAUCGUUAGUUAUUCACCGUAUACCUACAGUUUAUUUUACCGUAUCUCAUUGUUAUUAUUAUUUUGAUGUCCACUUGUAAUCAUUUCGAUGGUUAUGAUUAUUUAAAUAUUUGUUAGGGAUCUGUAAAUUAAAAUGUUAACACGGAACCCUUACGCAACACGUACUUCGUUUUCCGUCCAUCAGUCCCUCUGUCAAAUUUGCUUUUUUUGCAAAUGACUUAAUUUACGCUGAAUUUAUUUAUAAUGAAGAUCUGUCUGCGUUCACAGCUUUGCAAUUAUAUAAUGUUAAAAUACAAAUUACUAAUUGAAAAACAUUGCUUUUUAUAUACGUGUAUUAGUAUUAUUACGUUACAUUGACGAAUCCUCUUGAAAUAAAUAGAUGGAGCUGUUUAGUUAGGAAGUGCGUUUGCAGGUUUAAUGCCAUAAGUAACAUCUAAAUAAACGCAAUUAAAAUGAUAUUUUAAAUGGAUAAUUUACUAUAUAAAUUUAAAAUUACUAUUCUUUACAUAAAAAAUUCUACUAACUAUAUAAUUACCUUCUUUUUAUUUAUUUUAAUUAAUUAUAAAUUAUAAUACGGAAUCCUCAGAGCCAAGUCGUAUUCGGCUACCUUCUUAAUUCGUAAUUGCUUAUAUCGUUGUUAAUUUCCUUAAGUUAUAACUUAAAUUAAUAUUAUUUAGGCACGUCUUUGUGUAAAUAAAAUAUGUAAAUAAAUAAAUAAGUCUAGAUUUUUUUACGAUUUGCUUAACUGUUUUCAGUUACAACUAGACAUCUAUAAAGCAUACAAACCUUAAUUCUUAAUUCGUCACAUUUACAGUUUAAUAAACAUUUUAUCUAUCAUGUGUAGGUUUUUAUGGAGAUUUAUGAUUAUUUCAAUGAAACGAAUUUGAAAACUGUUUCUAAGAGUUGUACAUUAAAACAUGUCUAUUUAAUGUUAUGUAUAGGAAAAUAUUAAUAAAUUAGCCUAGAUCAAAUUUAGGUUAUUGUUCAUUCUUUUUUAUAAAAUGCUAAUGCGAAAUGCUCUUUUAAUAAAUGCUAAGUUGUCUUUUCUACUUUUCGUCUAGUGUAUUUGUAAAGUAUUAUACCUUAAUACUAAUAAAAUAAAACAAUGACAAUAUUAAAUAUAUAUCAAAGUGGCAUUUAGAGUUACGUUUUCAUGUUAGAAGUGCUUCGUGAUCGAACGAAACAUAUCCAGAUCACUUUUAGAUACUAUUUUAGAUCGACCCAACAUCAGCUGAUUCGGUAUCGAAGUAAAUAUAGAUUAUUAUUAACGUUUUUAUUCAAUUCUAAGUAUGUCUGUAUUCGCUGUCAGUUUUCACAAAUAAUUUCUUUUAAUGAACUAAAACGUUAAUAAAAUAAUAAAUUUAAAACAAAUCUACCGCUAGAUAUUUUGUAAUCUGCUUUUAAAGUAUUCAAAUAUUUUUUUUACUAUUAGAAUCCAAAAACUUUGUGAUCGUUUAAUAAUGUUAUUUAUUGCGUGAUUGAUGUUUCAGGUCACUAUAAGUGCUCUUUUUAAACAAGUAUAAAAAAAUAUUGAAAUCUGUUGUUUUUGAAAACUGACACUUAUUUAAAAUAACAUUUUUGUGUAAACACUGUUUAACACCUUAUUCAUAAAAACAUCAAACGUCUUGUAGGUUAUAUUUUAGUUAUUAUGCAGUGGGUCAUCUCUUUUUUUUUAUUUACUUUCGAAUGGAAUAGAAAGAGAAAUAAUAUUAUUAAUAGUUCAAAAUAAGUAUGCUGAGAGUUGUAAUAGAUAUUUGUUUUUAUGAAUAGGGGGUACGGCGUUACAGCAAGUCCAUUGCUUACUUCAUAUUGUAUAGAUAAAAAUGCUAGCCGUCACACGUAAAUUCUACGACAUAAAAAAUUCAUUCCGAAUCAGCGAGAGGUAGGGUUCACAGCAAUAAAUCUACCUACCUUUAGGUACAAUAUCGUAUCACUGGUUCUAACAUAUCUUCCAGUCCAAUUUGUUACGCAAUGUGUGUUUUGAUGUAACUAACUUAGUUUAAUAAAUACAAAUGAUAAAUUAAAGAGACUGCAACCCGUAAAUAUGUUUUU